CAGAACCACCCCAUGCUGGUGGAGCUCAAGAAUGGUGAAACUUACAGUGGUCACCUGGUAAGCUGCGAUAACUGGAUGAACAUUAAACUUCCAGAAGUCAUCUGUACAUCCAGGGAUGGAGACAAGUUCUGGAGGAUGCCCGAGUGCUACAUCCGUGGGAGUACCAUCCAGUACUUGUGCAUUCCUGAUGAGAUCAUGAAGGAAGAAGUGGUGUCAAAAGGGAGAGGCCAUGGUGGGAUGCAGCAGCAGAAGCAGGAGAAAGACCGCAGUGUUGGCAGCACGGGCAGGGUGCUGUUUGGUGGUCACGGCUGA
This is a messenger RNA of Rhineura floridana, 312 nucleotides long. Its product is annotated as U6 snRNA-associated Sm-like protein LSm4. Gene Ontology annotation, biological process: mRNA splicing, via spliceosome; P-body assembly; spliceosomal snRNP assembly. Gene Ontology annotation, cellular component: U6 snRNP; P-body; spliceosomal tri-snRNP complex. The record is from RefSeq and is a predicted model, not a curated record. The coding region runs from base 13 to 312 and encodes 99 amino acids. Lineage: Eukaryota; Metazoa; Chordata; Lepidosauria; Squamata; Rhineuridae. Gene Ontology annotation, molecular function: U6 snRNA binding. The transcript is spliced from 2 exons.